Messenger RNA from Pocillopora meandrina, 3637 nucleotides. NCBI's taxonomy places the organism in Eukaryota, Metazoa, Cnidaria, Anthozoa, Scleractinia, Pocilloporidae. The record is from the annotation of a GenBank genome assembly.
AUGGCGUUUGAUGAAGCCAAAUUCUUGGAGGCAGCGCGUGAAAUCGACAAUGUAAAUGUGGAUGGGUAUGAGUUCUUUACAGAGUCUCUUAAGGAAACUGUACAGUGUAAGAUAUACAGAAAGUAUGACGAGGUUAGUGUUGGUAUCUGUAGGGCAUUGUUUAAGAGUUAAAUCUAAUUUAAGGGGAUUCUAAUGACUCAAGAAUGGUGCUACCGAUCAGAACUUACAAAAGACUACUGAGAAUUACUGUCGACUUACAAGUGUUGGAUACUUGUUCUUUUAAAAGACCUUAAACACCUUUAUUAGCCUAAAUUAUUAUUGUGUCUGAAUAGUUUGUUGCAAGGUUUUGCUUUGGUAAUCAUCAAGGAAAAGGGUAUUAUAUUGUAUUCAAUAUCUUCAUCACCUCACCCAUAUACUUUUUUUUGCAAAUUUACUUUUGGAAAGAUAUGUUCAAUGAUGGACAGAAUGAAAAUUAUAUUUCACAAGGAACUUAAAGCAAAAAAUGCUGAAACUAAUGAAUUGUUUUCACAGCUUUCUGCUUUAUUGGUGCUAGUCAUGGGAAACAUUAAAAAAGAACUGAAAAAGACCACCCACAGAAGGCUUUGGAUUGUUCUUACUAAAUAAUAGUUCUGUUAAUCCUAUACAUUUGCUCCCUCAUAGUUGAAAAAAAAAAAACUGGUGUUUAUAAUCAGAGGCUUACAGCUUAAUGUUGCUGUUUUUAGGUUUCUGGAUUAUAUGAAUACAAAAUAACAGGAUUGCUUGAAGAUGUUGGUCUAGAUGUGUGUAAAAACGUUUAUAUGGACUUAGAAUACAGAAAGAAAUGGGAUGGAUACGUCAAGGGUGAGGUUCACUCACACUUCAAAUUUAUUCAUUUUUCAGUAUUUGUCAAUGGAUAAUUGUAAUAUGAUUGUCCACUUAUGCUGUCUAACAUAACUCUGGAUACAAUACAAUAGAGUUUGUAUUUAACAAUAAAAAUGCAACAAUAUACACAUUUAAUCAUUUUUCCAAUCAGGAAAUUGUAAAGUCAGAACAAAGACCAAGGGCUUUCUUUAGCGCAGGGAAAGGUCAUGAUCCCACCAAAAUGUAUCAGACCCCCUUUCUACUAGAACAUUAUGGGGACCCGCCCUUUACUGAUGCUACUUGGCUUGGUCAGAAAUUUGCCCCUAAUUCAAUUUAAUUAACAGACUGAAAAUUAAAUCUUACUAUCCUGGACAAUGUAUGGUUGUUGUUUGUUACUUUCAAAAAUUUUAUUUGUAAAUAUCCUAGCUAGAAAAUUAGGUUGUUAUUAAUAUUAUUGCUAGAAAAUUAGAAUCCAUGAACUGAUUUGUGUCUUAAUUAGAACUUUAUGAAUUUGAUGAUGAUGGAGUCAAGAGUAUUUACUGGAAUGUAAACUAUCCAUGGCCCAUGUCAAACAGAGAUGUAUCCUUUGGAAAUCACUGCCAGUAUUCAUUGUAAUUUUAAUUUUUUUGUAGUAACCUUCCACAUAAUUUUCCUAAUUUUGAAAUUAAAAAGUGCUUUUCAAUCAAUAAGGGCCAUGCUCUAAAUGCAAACUUCACUGUAUCUGUCAUUAUCCCUCCAACAAUCCUUAUCCUCUUUGCCAUCAUGUAAUUACUAUUGCCAUCUGCCUCUUAACACAAAAGGGUAAUCAGGCUCUAAAUGUUAAAUUAAAGCUGGUUUGGUCCAUACCAUCCUUAGAAUAAAGCCUCUCUUAAGUUUUUUAAACCUGGAAUCGGAAGAUGUUUAACUUUGGAUCACAUCUACUCCCACCCCACUCCCACAGUUAGUUGAUUCACUUUCUUUUUUCCAGUCUCUCCCCACUAACUGACAAUGGAGGCACAUAAUCAAAAGUAUAAAACAUUUCUUCACAAAAAAUACAACCAUUGUAGAAAAUAAACUUAAUUACUAUUGAUGUGGAUAAAAUUGCUUGUCAUUGAUUUCUUCACAUUUAUGUUUAAUAAAUGUCAAAUUUGCCAUGAACUGGGAGAUUUAAAGAAGUGGAUGGAAGACCAGGAGAUUUGAUCUGCACCCCAAAGACUUGCAGAUAAACCACUAGAAAAGCUUGUAUAGCUUAAUUUCUCUUGUGCAUUUAUGUUCCUUGACAAAAAAAUUCUGUAUUCAAAUUCUACUCUUGACAGUACGUAUACACACGAGAAAUGCGUGAAAUGGAAAUAAACAGUAUUCCAUCUGUUGUUGUGUUAGCUGAAAGUAAUUCACUUUCCAAGAUUCCAGAAAAAUCAGGGGUUGUGAGAGUGAAAGAAUUUCACCAAAGUCUAGUAAUUCAGAGUGAUGGUAAAGUAGGAACAAAAGGUACUGAACAGGUGGCUUAUGUAUCAAAGUAAUAACAUGAAAUUGUUUGCAUGGCUUUAAAAGAGCAUCUUGCACCCUUGAGAGAAACUCAUUUCAAGAACUAUCUAUGCUUGCCUAAAUUACCUAAAAUAGUUUUUAUCAAUGUGCACUACCGUUUGUAACGAAAAAACCAGUGGUAUUCUGAGACAUUUAUUUAUUAACUUCUUCUAGCAUUCAUGCAUUACUUUGACAAUCCUGGAGGAAGUAUCCCAACUUGGCUUAUUAACUGGGCUGCAAAGGUUUGCUCUAAUAAAUAAGAAUGCACAUAAAGCUAUUUAUGACACACAUUCUGAAAAGAAAGUUUGGAUCACUUCUCCUAGACUUUUAAAAUACAACCUAGGAAUACUGGUACAUGUUCUUUACUGUCAAAUCAGAGUUCUCUAUUAAUAAUAUCCUGAGAUUGGGUGAUGUGUUCCAAAAACUUUACUAUUGCCCUUGACUUCAUGGCACCCUGAGGUACCAAGAAUACUAAUGAUGUAUUCAUUUAAGUAUUCUGCAUGUCAUUGAUAAUUUUUUGUUUAUUUAUCCUCAGACUGGAGUGCCAACCUUUAUGAACUCAAUGAGAGAUGCCUGUUUAGGUUAUGAGAAAUACACUUCCUCCAAAGGGACUUGACACAAAGUUGACUGCACUUGCACCAUUUGUGAUUGGCCUAGCAACUACACUAUAUAUGUUUCUACAACCUACUGCUAAGAAGUUCAUCAACUAACUACUUCUGAUCCACCAAAUGGCUGUGGAAAUUCUCUUAUGUAAAGUAGCAGAAAUGUAACUGUAAUUUUUAUGACUAUCAUGUUACAUAAACAUUUUGUGAGGUUUUAUUUUAUCCUAAUUUAUGGGUUAUCCUUGGUCCAAGAGAAAAACCUUUACCAAAUGUGCAUGCAAAUCAAUCAUUGCAAAAAUAAAUUUUUCAUAUCUCAACCAACUCAAAAUACUGAUCUACAUUUCAACUUCCAUGUGGCUCCUUUCUCUAUCACCCAACAAAUUAGGAAAUUUGAAAAUAAUAGUUCUCUUUUUUUGUCAUGUUCUACUUUUUGAACAAGCAAUUGCAGAAGUAGGUUUCCAGAAGAAGAGUGGAUACUACUUUACAGACUGUUGCAUGUAUGCACAAUAUUUUUUUUGAUACAUAUGCCUCAUGUCUUAGUAUUUAAUUUCUAUUUGCAAGAAUAUAAGAUUGUUACAAUUUCAAUUUUGGGUUUUGGUUGUUGUCAUUUCAUGCCCAGAGGGAAAAAUUAUCAUAAUGUCAGAAGAUAUGAACUAUAGCAAUUUUUCACAGCAUGCAUUUUGUAAUAUUCU